GCGCGCAGCGGCGAGACGGGCUACGUGCCGCCUGCCUACCUGCACCGUCUGCAGGGUCUAGAGCAGGAUGUCCUCCAGGCCAUUGAUCGGGCCAUCGAGGCUGUGCAUAACACAGCCAUGCGGGAUGGUGGCAAGUACAGCCUGGAGCAGCGUGGAGUCCUCCAGAAGCUGAUCCACCAUCGGAAAGAGACCCUGUCUCGUAAAGGUCCCUCAAUCUCCAGUGCUGCAGUUAUGACCGCAUCCACCAGUGAUCAUCAUUUGGAUGCUUCUGCCGCUAGGCAGCCCAAUGGGAUGUGUCGAACCGGGUUUGAAAGGCAGUACAGCUUGCCCAUUUCUGAGCAUCUUACGGCAGAUGGAUCCCUCUACCAGAUCCCACCCCAGCCUCGCCGAGCCGCACCUGCUACACCACCCCCACCGGUGAAACACCGAGAUCACGAGGCCCUGGUGGUCUCAGGGAAUGGUGGCCGCACCACCACACCCUCCGGGUGUAGUUCAGUGUCCAGUGGCUCUUCGGUCAACAGCACUUCUCUGGAUACGCUCUAUACCAGAUCCAGCCCCUCUGAGCUGGGCCUUGGCUGCUCACCCACGCCCCCACCAGUGCCUCGCAGAGGCACCCACACAGUGUCCCAAGCCCUGCCCUUUCCCUCCAAGGCAUCAGCCAGUGAGUCCCCUACAGAGGAGGUGGUGGUUCAUACAACUUCAGCCCCUGAUGACUUGGAGUCCCUGGGUGCACUGAGCCUGGGGACCACAGAGGAGAAGGCAGUGGCUGAGACAACUGUGCCAAGGACCAUUGGGGCAGAGCUGAUGGAGCUUGUGCGGAGAAACACCGGCCUGAGCCACGAAUUAUGCCGUGUGGCCAUUGGAGUCGUGGUGGGUCACAUCCAGGCCUCUGUGCCAGCCAGCUCACCUGUCAUGGAGCAGGUCCUCCUCUCGCUGGUAGAGGGCAAGGACAUGAGCACAGCCCUGCCCUCUGGGCAGGUCUGCCAUGACCAGCAGAGGCUGGAGGUGAUUUUUGCGGACCUGGCUCGGAGGAAGGAUGAUGCCCAGCAGCGGAGCUGGGCCCUGUAUGAGGAUGAGGGCGUCAUUCGAUGCUAUCUGGAGGAGCUGCUGCAUAUUCUGACUGAUGCUGACCCUGAAGUUUGCAAGAAAAUGUGCAAGAGGAAUGAGUUCGAGUCUGUCCUAGCCUUGGUGGCCUAUUACCAAAUGGAACACCGAGUAUCACUGAGGCUGCUGCUCCUCAAGUGCUUUGGGGCCAUGUGUGGCCUUGAUGCAGCUAUCAUCUCCACGCUCGUGUCUUCUGUGCUGCCCGUGGAGCUGGCUCGGGACAUGCAGACAGACACGCAAGACCACCAGAAGCUCUGUUACUCUGCGCUCAUCCUGGCUAUGGUGUUCUCCAUGGGGGAGGCAGUGCCCUACGCACACUAUGAACACCUGGGUACACCCUUUGCUCAGUUCCUGCUGAGCAUCGUUGAGGAUGGGCUGCCCCUGGACACCACAGAGCAGCUGCCUGAUCUCUGCAUGAACCUGCUUCUAGCUCUCAACCUGCACCUGCCAGCACCUGACCAGAAUGUCAUCAUGGCUGCCCUGAGCAAACACUCCAAUAUCAAAAUCUUCUCUGAAAAGCUGCUGCUGCUUCUCAACAGAGGAGAUGACCCUGUGCGUAUCUUCAAACAUGAACCACAGCCACCACACUCGGUUCUCAAAUUCCUGCAGGAUGUUUUCAGCAGCUCUGCCACAGCUGCCAUCUUCUACCACACAGAUAUGAUGGCGCUAAUUGACAUCACUGUACGGCACAUUGCGGACCUCUCACCCGGAGACAAGCUGCGCAUGGAAUACCUUUCUCUGAUGCACGCCGUGGUCCGCUCCACACCCUACUUGCAGCACCGCCAUCGGCUAUCGGACCUGCAGGCUACAUUGCGGCGCAUCCUGACUGAGGAGGAGACCUCACCCCAGUGCCAGAUGGACCGCAUGAUUGUCCAAGAGAUGUGCAAGGAAUUCCCAGUGCUUGGGGAGGCCCCCAGCUAA
Molecule: messenger RNA, 2025 nt
Organism: Fukomys damarensis (Damara mole-rat)
Lineage: Eukaryota; Metazoa; Chordata; Mammalia; Rodentia; Bathyergidae
Gene: Nckipsd
Product: NCK interacting protein with SH3 domain
Exons: 13
Biological process (GO): endocytosis
Molecular function (GO): Arp2/3 complex binding
Source: RefSeq, a predicted model, not a curated record